AUGCCGCCUCCUGUUCAGGUUGCCUUCAAGCCUCUCAACAAGCCUGAGGUGGGCGACAAUGGCUACGUUGAGCCUACUCCCGGAAAGUCAGAGGUCUUGAAGAAAGGCUCCAGACCUUUUGAUGCUAGACCUCUCGACUCUGAUAUCCGCAUCGACCACGAUGUUGAGAUUGUCGUUCGUGAUGGUUGCCGCCUGUACGUCGAUAUAUACCGCCCCACAGGUUCUGAAAAGGUGCCAGUCAUUAUUUCCUGGUCCCCUUAUGGAAAGAAGUACUCGGCAAUUGACAUGAUCUUCAACGUUUGUGUCUGGGCCUGCUGUUUGACCAAAGACGAUGUCAGUGGUCUGGAGAAGUUCGAGGGUCUUGAUCCGGCUUGGUGGGUGAACCAAGGCUAUGCCAUUGCACACGUCGAUGCCAGAGGUGCUGGUAACAGUGAUGGAGACGCUGUGUGCAUGGGUGCUCAAGAGGCCGAGGAUGCCCACGAUGUCAUCGAGGCCCUGGCAAAGUUUGACUGGUGCAAUGGCAGCGUUGGCAUGGCUGGCAACUCAUACUUGGCCAUUAUGCAAUGGCAAGCUGCUGCUCAGAACCCACCUUCACUAAAGGCAAUUGCACCUUGGGAAGGCUCUGGAGAUAUCUUCCGCGAGCAAUUCUGCCGAGGAGGCUGGUUCACCAUGAGUAACUUCGAUCUCAUCACAACUCUGGUCAUCAAGGGCCAGCACGGAGUGGAAGACUUUGCCGAAAUGUAUCGACGCAGCCCUCAAGCUGGUGCUUUCUGGAACGACAAGCGAGUUGACUUCAGCAAGAUUAAGAUUCCUGCUUUCAUUACUGGUUCCGAUCUUAGCCAGAUUCACACAAUGGGUGCUGUCCGUGGCUGGAUGGAGCUGGCGAGCGAGAAGAAGUGGAUUAAGUGGUGUGGAUAUCAGGAGUGGUAUGAGCUCUACGGUAUCAAGGAAAGCUACCCAGAACUUAAGAAAUUCUUCGACAAGUACCUCAAGGGUAUUGACAACGACUGGGAAGACACGCCUCGCGUUCGCUGGGCAACUCUCCAGUUUGAUGAAGGAAAAGUCAAGAGCGACAUCGAGCUGCCUGACUUCCCGGUACCCAACACCGACUAUCGCUCAUUCUACCUGGGAGAUAGUGGCGCGCUUCUCGACAAGGCUCCAUCUUCUGGUGUAUCUGCUUACAAUUCCGAAGACCGCUGGUCGAUCUCCAAAUUCCGACACACCUUUGACAAGCACACACGGAUCAUCGGAAUGCCCAAAGCAGAACUUUAUAUGAGCUGCGAUGACCUUGACGACAUGGUCGUCUUUGUGCAAGUGCGUAAGCUCGACAAGGAGGGCAACGAGUUGAGCCAUCUGCAAUUCCCCGUCGAGAAGACCCCAGUCAAGUCUAUCGCCGAGAUGGCAGAGAAGGAACGGCAAAGUCUCACAUUACACAACGGUGCUAUGGGUAUUCUAAGAGCUUCUCAACGGAAGAUCGACGCAAGCCGAUCAAUCCACCCUCAGUUCCCCUUCCAUCCCCACGAUGAGGUACAAAAGGUUCCCAAGGGUGAGAUUGUCAAGCUUGAGAUUGGUAUCUGGUGCAUGGGAGUGGACUACGAGGAGGGCCAAAGUCUCCAGGUGGAUAUCCUGGGACAAUAUCCCGGGUUCAACGAAACUGCUGCAUUCUCUAAGCCAAGACCGGAGAGUGAGAAGAAUAAGGGUCAGCAUAAGAUUCACUAUGGCGGCGAUUACCCAAGUCGUGUCAUCAUUCCUAUUGUAGACGUUUGA
Fusarium sp. VM40 is the source of this 1767-nucleotide messenger RNA. NCBI's taxonomy places the organism in Eukaryota, Fungi, Ascomycota, Sordariomycetes, Hypocreales, Nectriaceae. The record is from the annotation of a GenBank genome assembly.